GGGGUGAUGCGGCGCCGUGUAGGGGACUCAGCUGGCCAUUCAGUCGCAGGGAUUUGGUGCAGUGACGCCCCUUCCCCUGGUGGUAAGAAGGCUAUUUGUCUGUUAACUGUAGCACCAUCAGUACAGAUUGAAGAACGCCAUUCCCACUGAAUGUUGUCUCCUUUUAAAAAGGAGACAGAAUGGUUCAGCAAGUUGCAGAAAACAUAAAUUUUCCUCAGGAGGAAGAGAAGAUACUGAAUCUCUGGAACACGCUUGAUUGUUUUCAGGAAUGCCUGAAACAGUCAAAAAACAGACCAAGAUUUACUUUCUAUGAUGGCCCUCCAUUUGCAACUGGGCUUCCACACUAUGGCCACAUUCUUGCAGGAACCAUUAAAGAUAUAGUAACCAGAUUUGCUCACCAGAGUGGCUUUCAUGUUGACAGAAGAUUUGGAUGGGAUUGUCAUGGUUUACCUGUGGAGUAUGAAAUUGACAAAACACUAGGAAUCAAAGGGCCAGAGGAUGUGGCCAAAAUGGGUAUUGCAGAAUAUAACAAUCAGUGCAGGGGGAUUGUGAUGAGAUACUCUACAGAAUGGAAGAUUAGCAUUACCAGACUGGGACGCUGGAUCGACUUUGACAAUGACUAUAAAACUCUAUAUCCUGAGUUCAUGGAGACUGUCUGGUGGGUUUUCAAACAGCUGUACGACAAAGGAUUGGUUUACAGAGGCGUUAAGGUUAUGCCUUUCUCCACAGCAUGUAACACUCCUCUUUCAAAUUUUGAGUCUCAUCAGAACUACAAGGAUGUUCAGGAUCCUUCGGUGAUUGUGAGCUUCCCAUUGGAUGAAGAUGAAAAUGUCUCUCUUGUUGCUUGGACAACUACCCCCUGGACUCUGCCUAGUAACUUGGCCCUCUGUGUUAACCCAGAAUUGCAAUAUGUGAAACUAGAAGAUUGUGCCACAGGGAAGAUUUAUAUUUUGAUGGAAGCCAGGCUGGUAGCACUGUACAAAUCUGAAAAUGAAUAUGUGAUACUUGACAGGUUUCCUGGCAUUACUCUUAAAGGCAAGAAAUAUAAACCACUAUUUGAAUAUUUUAUUAAGUGUAAAGACAAUGGUGCUUUUACUGUGGUCACAGACAACUAUGUGAAGGAGGAAGAAGGUACAGGGAUUGUACAUCAGGCUCCUUACUUCGGUGCUGAUGACUACAGAGUCUGCAUGGAUUUUAAUAUUAUUCUGAAAGAUUCAGUUCCAGUUUGUCCUGUUGAUGCUUCAGGCUACUUCACAGCAGAAGUGACAGACUUUGCUGGACAAUAUGUGAAGGAUGCAGAUAAGAACAUAAUCAAAUCUCUAAAAGAACGAGGUAGACUGGUUCACACCAGUACUUUCAAGCACAAUUACCCUUUCUGCUGGAGGUCAGAUACCCCUCUAAUUUACAAAGCUGUACCAAGCUGGUUUGUAAGAGUAGAGCACAUGGUGGAGAAGCUGUUGGAGAAUAAUGGUCAAUGCUACUGGGUUCCUGACUUUGUGAGAGAGAAACGUUUUGGAAACUGGCUGAAAGAUGCACGUGACUGGGCUAUUUCCAGGAACCGAUACUGGGGAACACCUAUCCCUUUGUGGGUCAGCAGUGAUUUUGAAGAGUUCUAUCCUGGAAGAAUCCACAGCAUCGGGAAAACUAGUGAAACUAUAACAUCAUAAGAUAGAAUUGAGAAGAGAAGGAUUUUUUUUUUUAGUCACUGUUUU
Molecule: messenger RNA, 1712 nt
Organism: Chelonoidis abingdonii (Abingdon island giant tortoise)
Lineage: Eukaryota; Metazoa; Chordata; Testudines; Testudinidae
Source: RefSeq, a predicted model, not a curated record